Molecule: messenger RNA, 1995 nt
Organism: Perkinsus marinus ATCC 50983
Lineage: Eukaryota; Perkinsozoa; Perkinsida; Perkinsidae
Exons: 20
Coding region: 1-1995 (664 amino acids)
Source: RefSeq, a predicted model, not a curated record
AUGGUCCUCUCCUCCUCCUCUACCAUUAAGCACGACAUGGAGUAUGCUCAUCGUUUAGAAGAACUGUAUGCAGCAGAAGGAGAUGAAACUAUGCGAGCUAAGGUGCCUGAGUUUAUGAAAAGGUACUCAUCCUGCCCGGCACUCUUCUACCGUUUAGUAAAGGAGAAGUUCGAGAGGAUGGCUAAUGCAAGGGUAGCUGUAGUACAACCCAGCACAGAACCGACAUAUGGAGAUCCCAUGGACGUGAUGAUGGGUGAAGCAGCGGCAGGGGGAGAGGAGACAGCAACAGCCGAGUUCACGGAGGACUUCCGACCCGAUUCAACACUUCUGGAGAAGGGCAAGGCUGAGCCGAGCAAAGGGGUGCGGCAACCCAGCAAGAAAAAAAGAGGAACGCUACCACCAUUGGACUCCACGGAAUAUGACGUUUUCAAACGCUACUUUAACACCCUGCGAUCUGAGGAAGGUCAUAUAUACACAUUGCCGACUUCUGGAGCGCCUCUCAAGUGCGUUUGGUGUAAAUCUGAGGAGCACGGCACAGAUAGAUGCCCUUUGGGAAGAUGUGGUCAGUGUGGCGGCAUGGGACAUGGAGCGGAAAAGUGCGAUGAUAAGAAGGCUGAUGAGGAUGUCGAGGCUGCUGUGGAGGAAUCGGUAGCGAUUGUCCUGGGAAAGGGGACAAGUAAUGUGUCGAAGGACGAGGCGGCAUUUGUGUUGGACUCGCUCAGUUUCCUCGAGAGGCUCCUCACACUAGCAUGGGAACUCACCCACGAGUGCAUUACGUGUGGGGGACGAGGCCACGGUAUGUAUUGCAAGGCUAAAAGUUUCGGACUAUGGCAGAAGCCCAGCAAGAGUAUGAUUUUGGGGGGAAUUGAAAAACCAACUUCACAACAUCAUAAUCAUCAUCAUCGGCAUAGUAGUGAGAGCCGCACUAAGAAGGUGGAGGAGGAAGAGGCGACGGGAAAGAGCAAGGCGGAUGCGGGAUCCAGAACUCACGAGUCAAGAAGAACCAAGCCGCGGGAGUCGACAGAGAGGCAUCGCACGCUAGCAGUUAGUCUUAGACGCUCACCUGAGGGACGGAGUGAACGAGGAAAGUCAACGAAGGAUGAUAAGAAGGCUGCAAUGCCAAAGCCUGGCGGAUCCUUCUUUGCUAACUUACCUCCAUUAAAAGAGGAUCGACCGGCCCGACGAGGCAAUUCACGAAGGGCUGCAGUAGACGCUAAAACUGCGGUGACUGGUGACAGUAGAUGGGCAGGAGUGGGCACGGAUGGCUCGGCUGGGGGAGAGGAAAGGCAGUGGGAAUAUGACUCAUAUGGUAGAGGGUAUCAUCGUGAUUAUCAAACCAAGGCGGCGGCGGCGGCGACUGGGGCCCCCGGCAAGGACGAAUUCGGACGGGCAUUAACGUUGAGAUCUCGAGAGGAAAGCCAGAGAGCGACUGAGAGUUACUUGAGGCCACGUGAAGAGUCGGCAGCGGCGCCUACUGCUGCUGCUGCUGUCAGCGGUAGGAAAAGAGGGAUAGCCUUCGGUCCAGGUGGAGGGAGAGCUGAGAGAGACUAUUAUGGUGGAGGAGGGUCUUCGAGGCGGUCUUGGGAAGGCUCGGCUUACGAACAGGACGAUCUUACUAGUUGGACACGACGCGGGGAUGAGGCGACCCGCGUGAUUGAUGAUGAAGCGAGCAAUCUGAAUGCUCGUCUUAUAGAAGUUGACAUUACAGACCUGGACGGUAGGCGGAAGGUUGUUCUGCUGACACCCGGCAGUACCAUGUCCGACCUGGUAGAAUGGUAUGCAGCUCGAGCGCCAGACCCAGCCAAAGUGAGAGUCGUGGAUGUUAACUCUGGCGUUGACUACGGCAAUAGGGAGGUGACCGUGAAAAGGCUGGCCGACAAUCAACUAGGCCGAGUUUGUUGGCGCCUCGUACGUAUGUUCUUUGCUACUCCAUCGACGUACCGCAGCAAGUUGAACUGGACAUGCAGGACAUUCCAACGUUUUUUCACGGGGUAA